This is a messenger RNA of Verticillium alfalfae VaMs.102, 843 nucleotides long. RefSeq names its product chromodomain-helicase-DNA-binding protein. Bases 1 to 843 code for a protein of 280 amino acids. The record is from RefSeq and is a predicted model, not a curated record. The transcript has 2 exons. Gene Ontology annotation, biological process: DNA repair. NCBI's taxonomy places the organism in Eukaryota, Fungi, Ascomycota, Sordariomycetes, Glomerellales, Plectosphaerellaceae. Gene Ontology annotation, molecular function: histone binding; ATP-dependent chromatin remodeler activity; ATP binding. Gene Ontology annotation, cellular component: Ino80 complex.
AUGGGUCUCGGCAAGACUGUGCAGUCCAUCUCGGUCAUGGCCUACCUCGCCGAGAAGUACGACAUCUGGGGCCCCUUCCUUGUUGUUGCACCAGCCUCCACCCUGCACAACUGGGAGCAGGAAAUUCGCAAGUUCGUUCCCGAAUUCAAGAUUCUGCCGUACUGGGGCUCUGCCGGCGACCGAAAGGUGCUCCGCAAGUUCUGGGACCGCAAGCACGUCACGUACAAGAAGGAAGCCGCCUUCCACGUCUGCGUGACCUCGUACCAGCUCGUCGUCUCCGAUGUCGCCUACUUCCAGAAGAUGAAGUGGCAGUACAUGAUUCUCGACGAGGCGCAGGCCAUCAAGAGCUCGCAGAGUUCUCGUUGGAAGAGUCUCCUCGGCUUCCACUGCCGCAACCGACUUCUGCUUACCGGUACACCCAUCCAGAACAACAUGCAGGAACUGUGGGCACUGCUCCAUUUCAUCAUGCCGUCGCUGUUCGACUCGCACGAUGAGUUCAGCGAAUGGUUCUCCAAGGACAUUGAAUCGCACGCGCAGAGUAACACGAAGCUCAACGAGGACCAGCUCAAGCGUCUGCACAUGAUUCUGAAACCGUUCAUGUUGCGUCGCGUCAAGAAGCACGUGCAGAAGGAAUUGGGUGACAAGAUUGAGAAAGACAUCUUCUGCGAUCUCACCUACCGACAGCGAGCCAUCUACGCCAACCUCCGGAACCAGAUCAGCAUCAUGGACCUCAUCGAGAAGGCAACAACAGGCGACGACAAUGACUCGGGCACACUGAUGAACCUCGUCAUGCAAUUCCGCAAGGCAACAAUGUCGACGUUGGCUACUCGACUCGCAACAUGA